Molecule: messenger RNA, 354 nt
Organism: Porites evermanni
Lineage: Eukaryota; Metazoa; Cnidaria; Anthozoa; Scleractinia; Poritidae
Source: the annotation of a GenBank genome assembly
AUGAGAAGAUUGAAAAAGAGAAGCAAGAAAACUAACAUUCAAACAAGCCAGCAUAACUUUGACCGAAGCCAGCAGAAUAGGAAGAUUCUGAAAAUCUUUAUAACUAUUGUCAUUGCCUUUUUUGUAUGCUGGACACCACUCUGUAUUUAUCUUUUUCUUAGAAAGUUUUUUCCAUCUCUGUUUCCGAAGGACAAAUGCCAAUUAAUUACUGGUUUUACCUUCUAUGUUUUUCCGUCUUUAAGUACAGCAAUCAAUCCGGUCAUCCUCUUUGUGUUUAGUACAAACUAUAAGCAAGCCUUGAGAACUCUGUGUUCUCAAUUCGUCUCUCUCUAUAAGUGUAGAGGUAAAGUGAGC